This is a messenger RNA of Pseudopodoces humilis (Tibetan ground-tit), 2874 nucleotides long. The record is from RefSeq and is a predicted model, not a curated record. Lineage: Eukaryota; Metazoa; Chordata; Aves; Passeriformes; Paridae.
AUGUAUAUGGCUGAAAGUAAGAUUACACCUGCAGAGAAAUCAGGGAAAGACCUAGGAAAAAUUGGUUACCUGAACUUUCAGGGGAGAGACACGCUUCUGACAAGUGACCUGGAUAAAGGAGGUUUGGAGGAGUAUGUGCUUGGGCUGACCUCUUUAGCAAAAGAGCUGAGCAGAUCUCUCAGCCAGCAGCUGGAAAAUGUUACAGAAAUUAUUCAAGACACCUGCCACUUGCUGAGUGCUCUCCAUGAUAAACACAAAGAAUUGACUGGAAGUCCAGGAUACAAUAGAAUUAUAGAUUAUCUGCAGAAAGUGAAGGAGUAUUUGAUAAAUACAAUCUCACACCUUCAAGAGGCAGAAAAUAUUUAUGCUGCAAGCUGCAGACAAGAUUCUCAGAACCAGACUGCUGAAAAUGCUUCUAGAGAAACAGAUGUACGUUGUUCAGAAGGAGAAGUAACAAACUCUGUGCAAGCAUCUUCCAGUCCGAGUCAGCAAUUCCAAAGAACUCCUUCCCUGAACAAGACAGAUCAAAAUGUUAAUCAAAACCACACAGGUGAAAUUAAAACUGUAGGAAAAAUUGCAUCCUUAGAGGAAAGCCAAUUUCCUUAAGAACAGGACACUGGCAGAGAAUCCCCAAUGAAAAAGGAAGAUGAUGAACACCACCUAUCAGUGGUCUCUUUUACAGAGAAAAAAGAGUGCAAUGGGAAGGAGAAAUUUCAUGGAGGUAGCUUUGUUACUGAAAAGCUUCCAGAACUGUCUUUUCAGGAUGCUCUUACAAACAGUGAGGAAGACAUUUUGUCUGGGACAUUGUCAGGCAUUUGUGACUGAAGCAUCACAAACAGUUUUGAACAGGAGAAAAAGGAAGUAGUCCGGGACAACUUAAAAGGGCUAGAAAGUGAAGAGCACAGACUGACAGAGAAAAUGGAAGACAGUAAAAUGGAAAAAAAUAAUGAAAUUUUUAGAAAAUACCUAAGUACCUUCACAUCUUCAGCACAAACCUAUGAUCUUACUAGUGUGAAUCUUUCUGUGAGUGAUUCAGAAGAAGUACAAAAAUCUAGAUACUGGAUGAACAAAGAAUAUCUAGUCAAAUGGAGUGGUAAAAAUAAACAGGAAGUAGAGGAAAUAGCUUGUUUUAUUAAAGCCCCUGCAACUGUUCUGGAGAAUCUGAAAUGUAACAUACUCAAUGACACUAGUUCCUUGGUGGUGGAUGAUUCUGAGGAGCUGGUCAGCAAUGUCAUCAGUAUUGAAUGUUAUGAUUAUGAAAAACUACUUUUCCCUAUCAACAUUGCAAUCCCAUUUACUUCAUGCUUCAGAGGAAAUUAUCGGGAGAUUAUGGUGAAGGUGACUGAUAUGAACUUUCAGUCAAACUACUUAACUCCUGUUUCUUUGCAAGAAUACCAAGGAAACCAUAAGAAAAGCUUUGCAGAAGUGAAAAUUUAUCAUCUAGGUGUUUUUUCUGUAUUGUCAUACUUAAAGAAGGAAACAUUUACUGUUCCAAAGACAGGACUCUUACAAAAGCUAAACAUGGAUUCUAGAAUCUCUUUCUGUUAGCAUCCAGAAACAUUCAGUUCUCCAGCACCUAUGCAGUUAAAGAUUCAGCCAAUUGAGCCAUCAUUGGUUUCAGCAUUGAAAGCAAGACAUGUUAUGUUUCACUCAGUGAUAUCUACUAGCACACUGGUUCAUGUCCAGCAUCCUUCAGCUCAACCUUUUAAUAGCUCGGUCACUAUUACUCUACCAUGUCCUCCAAACCCAGACAAGAAGAGGCAAGGAGAUGAGACGGAUACAAGAGCCAUUAGUGCUACAGUAAAGAGGGUUUCUGCAGCAUACCAUCCUCAGGCUGUGAGCGCUUCUGUGAGAAAAAGUGGGGACAGUCUCAGUGAUACUUUGAAAUAAUUAGGUUAUGGAAACAAAGAAGAGGGGUGGAAGGUGUUUGAUGAUGUUAUUAUCCAGAAUGCACAGAAUGGGCUUGUAUCUUUUGAAUUCAAUGAGCAUUUAGAAAGCUUUGUGGUCAUUUGCCUGUCAUUCCCUUUGGAAAAUAUGUAUCUUCUCCUCUUUGCUCAGGCUCUGGAAGAAGCUCUCCAAAGCACCAUGUCUAAUGUGAUACUGUAUCAGAAAAGAGAAAAUCCAUAUAAAAUAGUAGUUUUGCUAUCUGUAUCCAAAGAAUUGACCAAUGAACUUCAAAAUCUCCAUGAGGAGGGUUAUUUUGGUCCCCCAGAACCUACACAGCAGUUCCCAUUAAGACAAGGAGAGCAAAUUCAUUUUAGAUUUAGAGGAAACAUUUCUGCUUCAGAGAAUAGAGAAGACUUCAGCAAAUUCUACAGACUGAUUUUUCAUUCACAAAGACAACCAAGGCUCCAAAUUAAAGAAGUGGAUGAAUUUGGUAACCACAGUUCACCUCAUUACACAGGAACAGCAGUGUUUUAUAAAAUUACCAGGGAGAUGAUACCAAAGAAAUGGGAACAAACCUUGCCAUAUGAUGAAUAUCAACACCAGUCUCCACUGUGCAAAUUAGCAUUAACAUUGCCCAAGCAUGAAAAACUGAUCCACUGUCCACAAAGUACAAAAAGAUUUUUUUCUGACUCUUCAGAGGCCCUAUGGGACAACUUGCUGCUUUGGCUUGCAGAAGAGCUUGCAGAAGAUAAUACAUCAUUGUUUGCUUUAUGUUUACCUGUUCGACAGAGCGUAGUUCAGCUUCUUAGGCUGAAGUGCCCUGAUAAUUUCACACACCAGAUCUAUGAGGUGCUUUGCUGCUGGAAAAAGACCCUUCCAAAGUCGGCUGAUAAGCAGCAGCUCCUGUCUCGCUAUUUGCAGAAGAGUGGCAGAAGCAAUCUUUCAGAAAAACUUCAUUUAAAGUGGCAAAAUAAGGUGUUCACUUGA